AUGCUGGGCCUGGACGCGUGCGAGCUGGGCGCGCAGCUGCUGGAGCUGCUCCGGCUGGCGCUGUGCGCGCGGGUCCUCCUGACCAGCAAGGACGGGGGGCAGCUGCCGCCGGAGGAGGCGCUGGACGAGGCGGUGCCGGAGUACCGGGCCCCAGGCAGGAAGAGCCUCCUGGAGAUCCAGCAGCUGGACUCCCACGACGAGAGCCUGGCCAAGUACAAGCGGGCCCUGCUGGGGUCCCCGCCGCCCCCCGCGGACCCCAGCCUGCCCAACGUGCAGGUGACCCGGCUGACGCUGAUGUCGGAGCAGGCUCCGGGGCCCAUCACCAUGGACCUCACAGGGGGGCCGGCGGCACUGAAGGGCCGUGUGUUCGUGCUGAAGGAGGGGGCCGACUACAGAGUGAAGAUCACCUUCAAGGUCAACAAGGAGAUUGUCAGCGGCCUCCAGUCCCGGCAUCACACCUACCGCCAGGGCCUGCGCGUGGACAGGGCCGUCUACAUGCUGGGCAGUUACGGCCCGCGCGCCCAGGAGUACGAAGUGGUGACCCCGGAGGAGGAGGCUCCGCGGGGCGCGCUGGUGCGGGGCGCCUACGUGGUCCGGUCCUGCCUGACAGACGACGACAGGAAUGACCACCUGUCCUGGGAGUGGGGCCUGCACAUCGGCCGGGACUGGGGGAGCUGAGCGCGUGUCCCCCUGCACGAACCCCACUGCCCAGCCCCCAGUGAUUGCAGCCCCAAGCCCUGUCCCCCUGGGGCGCCCCUCCCUGGGCCUGUGCCCCAAACAGCCCUAUUAAAUGUCGCCCUGUCUCGGUGGCCUCGGUGUCCUUC
Talpa occidentalis (Iberian mole) is the source of this 824-nucleotide messenger RNA. RefSeq names its product Rho GDP dissociation inhibitor gamma (gene ARHGDIG). Gene Ontology annotation, biological process: Rho protein signal transduction. Gene Ontology annotation, cellular component: cytoplasm; membrane; cytosol. The coding region runs from base 1 to 678 and encodes 225 amino acids. Gene Ontology annotation, molecular function: protein binding; Rho GDP-dissociation inhibitor activity. Lineage: Eukaryota; Metazoa; Chordata; Mammalia; Eulipotyphla; Talpidae. The record is from RefSeq and is a predicted model, not a curated record. The transcript is spliced from 6 exons.